AUGGUAGCAACCGGUUCGCUUCGGAUGUCUGUGUUGCCUCUCUGGGUGAUCGUUACGGCUCUGAUGAUUACAAUGAUGAGUUUGCUGCUGUUGGCAAUGACGUUGGUACCUGAAACUAUCGGGGGAGUAAGGCGUGCUAACUUGUACGUGGUUGGUGCGAUAAUGGCGGUGGAGGUGGCUUGCGUUGUGUGGACUCUGCAGUCUCUGGUUGUCCCACGGCUGAAGUGGCUUUCGAGGCUUCUUAUGGAGGACCCAGUCGUCGUGGCGGGUGAUCCAUUCUGCAUGGCGUAUCUUAGGUUACAGCCCAUGUUUGGUGCGUCGGAGCUGGUUCACCUGCAACUGGCAGUCGAGCAACUCUACCUCGGCUUAGCGAGUCUGCGGUGUAGCCAAGGUGCUGUGCCGUUUGUGAGAAAUGGUGCCAACGCUGCUGCUGCCGCGUCGAUGCACCCUGGCCUUUGGGACGACAGGACUAGACUCGUUUCUUUCGCUUCUGCCGCCGACGCUGUCGCUACCGCCGUAGAUGACAGGGCCAACUACGAGCUCGUGAAUCCAAAUCCCAAUAGUUUUUCUAUGGAUGAUUACCUUCUUAGUCGACGGUAUGAAUACAAAAAGAAACGGCUGUCUUUGAUGGAGUUGCCACAUGAGGUUGGCUUGCGGGCCUCACAAAAACUUCGAGGUCUCUUAAGCAACACCUUGCUCCCUGCUAGCGCGGCUGGGUCCCCAACUAUUGAGGCGGAUUGCUUCACGGCAUGUUCAUCGGCUGAGGAGCGGGCGGGUGCGAGCCCGCCUCAGGAGAGUUCCUUAACGCAGUGUUUGAGCGUACAUAGUUUACAUUCCGAGCCAUUACUGGUUGGCGAAGAGGAGGACUUGCGGCAGGGCGAUGAAGAUGACGCCACCGGCCCUAGCCCCGGCAGCGGCGGCAAUCAAGAGUUGCUACCGAUACUCUCCGCGGAAGAUCGUGCGAUCUGCGAUCCACUGGAUGACAACAGUAACAAUUCCUUUGCGGUGCUGGCGAAUUCGCUGCGGCUUGAUGGGGCCAUUAUUUUUCAGGUGUUAAAAAACAUCCGGAUUGGGCGUUCGCUAAGCUCCGUCUCUCUGCCUGUACACAUUCUUGAGAGUCGCUCCCUGUUAGAAACGCUUUCCGACAUGUUUGUUGCGUGGGACCUCUUAAUGCCAUUGGCGUGGGGGGAGGUGCGGCAGCCUGUGGACCGCAUGCGCGUCAUGCUGUGCUGGUUUUUCUCUGCCUAUAACUGGAGACCGAAGGGGGUGGCGAAGAAACCAUAUAACCCCAUUCUUGGGGAGGUCUUCCAGUGCAAGUGCCCGGCGCCACCGUCGUUGCUGUCAGUGCCACCUUCACGAGAAGUUCAUGCAAAGGCGCAGGAAACGUGUUCACUGGAGCGGACUCUAGGCUGUAGCGACUCCAUGUAUUUCCUUUCGGAGCAGGUCUGUCAUCGACCUCCAGUGAGCGUUUUCUACGCCGAGCUGCCUAAUUUAAUUGUUGCUGAGGGGGUAUACCUCCCUCACAGCAAACUCAUUUCGCUGAACUCGGUGGCCAGCAUCAGCCAUUCCUCUGUGCUUGUGCAAUUUCCACGGACGGGGUGGUCCUGUCGCUUCUCACUACCCAACGCGUUCGCCUCUGGCAUGGUGUUCGGUACCCCACGGCUUGAGCUUGGUGGUGUCGUUCGACUGGAGGAUUGCCAUUCGCCAGCCCACGCAACAGUGAAUUUCCGUCGAAAGGAGUUUUUUGGUGGAAUGUAUGAUGAGGUGGUGGCGCGGAUUAGCACGGCGGACGGCAACGGUAUCGCAGAGGAGUACACGGGGUUGUGGCAUGGCGUUAUUUGCCCCCGUGGUACGCAGCAUACUGCUAGCGUUGGUUCAAAGCGGCAACGUCACCACUCACUACUCUCCGUGGACGAUGAAAGCCAUGCGAUGGAGCCGCUGUUUGAUGCGGAGGCGUUCCAGCGGCGGCGUGGCAUGCCUUGCGGUAGACCCUAUGCAUAUCCAUUACGUAACGACAAUAACGGCCAUCCAUAUCAAAAACAAAGUAGGGCGGUGUGGAGGGACCUGACCACAGCUAUUCGUCUGGGAGACGUGGAGGCGGCAGCAAAUGCCAAGAGUCUUGUUGAAGAGGCUCAGCGUGCAGAACGACGUGAAUUGGAAGUGGAGCGGCUAGCACAUGUGCCAAAGUUUUUUGAGUUUCUUGGGGAUGGCGAGCUGUCGCAUGGAAAUGAAGAUGUGUUGGCGAAGCAAGAGAACUGGCGGUUCACAGCACGGGACAUGUUGUUCAUGUAA
This is a messenger RNA of Trypanosoma rangeli, 2292 nucleotides long. Its product is annotated as putative oxysterol-binding protein. The record is from RefSeq and is a predicted model, not a curated record. Gene Ontology annotation, cellular component: membrane; cytosol; intracellular membrane-bounded organelle. Bases 1 to 2292 code for a protein of 763 amino acids. Gene Ontology annotation, molecular function: sterol binding. NCBI's taxonomy places the organism in Eukaryota, Euglenozoa, Kinetoplastea, Trypanosomatida, Trypanosomatidae. The transcript has a single exon.